Molecule: messenger RNA, 1085 nt
Organism: Drosophila rhopaloa
Lineage: Eukaryota; Metazoa; Arthropoda; Insecta; Diptera; Drosophilidae
Product: surfeit locus protein 4 homolog
Exons: 2
Coding region: 186-1013 (275 amino acids)
Biological process (GO): Golgi organization
Cellular component (GO): endoplasmic reticulum-Golgi intermediate compartment; membrane; endoplasmic reticulum
Source: RefSeq, a predicted model, not a curated record
GGGCCACUUUGCACUCCUCGCAACAGAGCAAUCUUUUCAGGAUGUGCCACCGACUCGAGACAGACCGGAACGAUUAUUCAGACUGGCACUGGCCGUUUGUUACCACUGCCACGACUGUCAGCCUGGGACGCCGAGAGAAAUCACUUUGCUUGUAAGUGGAGUUUGCGGUGCAGAAAUCUCAGGGCAUGGCUGUGACCCAGGCGGGUAUCCGCUGGCUACAAAAGGCGGAGGAUCUGGGAGAGGAGGUCGCACACCGCUGCCGCCCCUUCCUGCCCUCGGUAGCCCGCUCCUGCCUGGUGGCCACCUUCUUCGAGGACGCCCUGCGCAUGUGGUUCCAGUGGGUGGAACAGCAGGCCAUCCUCCAGGACCACCACAACUGCUCCGCCGAAAUUGCGGUGGCGAUAGUCCUUCUGAACCUGGUGGGUCAGUUGGUCGGCUGUGGUUUGGUCCUGCUGCACCUGUUUACUAAUUUCGCGGUCACCCUGCUGGCCGGCCUGGUGCUGCUUCAGGCUCACAUAUAUGAAGUGCCACUUCGACUGCACCUGAUGCUACGCAAUUGCUCGCUCCUUGGAGGCCUACUACUCCUCCAUGUGGAAAACAAGGAGGCUGUUGCCAGCCGGAUCUACGGGGCAGGAGCUGGAUUGCCUUUCCUUGUGGGCCAGCGAUCCCAGCAAUUGAUGCAGCUCACCGGAAGGAUCCUGCUGGCCCUCAUGUAUCUGACCCUGUUCCAGCAGUAUUUCACAGUUGCUGCCAUGGCCUUGAACGGUUUUGGACUAAUCCUGAUGUCGUCCAUCGUAAUGGGAUAUCGCACUCGACUGGCUGCCCUGUGUCUAUCGCUUAUUCUGACCAUGUGGAAUGUGACCACGAAUGCCUGGUGGUUGACCGAUGGAGACACGAGGGACCUGCUCAAGUACAACUGCUUCCACACUCUAUCGGUGGUAGGAGGUCUAUUGAUGGUUGUGGUCCUAGGUCCUGGAGAAGUAUCUCUCGAGCAGUAUAAAAAACAAUGGUAGUUUUAGUCGUUGUAAUGUACAGUGAUCGAACCAAGAACAUAAUAUAUCACAUUUUUCCUCGUGCGAAACAAA